AUGACAGAUGCAGACUUAAUAUUUGAAGACUCGCAGCUAUUCCUACCGCCGCAACAUGAUGAGCUUACAAGAUAUCUUGAAAGUGCAACUGUACGAGCUUCGCCUCGGAUCUUCUGGAAAGAGCAUGAACAUGAGUUUCCUGUACUUGCAAGCCUUGCGCGGGAUAUCAUGUCUAUUCUAGUAACAGGAGCAGGUGUCGAACGCCUUUUUAACUCUGCCCGGGAUAUCUGCCAUUAUCGACGAGGCUCGCUACAGCCGAAGAUAAUCCAGGACAUUAUGCUAUGGAUGUGUACAACAAGAUUUGACCUUCAAGAGCAGAAGCAAUUAAUACUACAAGAGCAUCUCUCAUAUCAGGAGAUUGCAGCCGUGACUGAAGCUAAUGAAACCAAGGAUGAAUCCUUUGGUCUGAUUAGUGAUACUGAGGAGGAUGAUAUACUGCCUCAGGAUCAUGAGUCACUUAUACAGUCUAGUAUAAUAAUGCUUGAUUGUGAAGGUCUCGAGGCUAUAGGUCAUGAUAAGGAGAUUGAGGAAGAAGAUGAUGAUGAUGAUACUGGUAAACUUCCUUUACCUGAUACCCAGCAGCGGAUAUCUAGUAGGAAGCGUAAGCGUUUAAAGCUGCUUGAUGGCUAUAUACUAGGGUCUUAG
Aspergillus puulaauensis is the source of this 645-nucleotide messenger RNA. RefSeq lists its product as uncharacterized. Lineage: Eukaryota; Fungi; Ascomycota; Eurotiomycetes; Eurotiales; Aspergillaceae. The record is from RefSeq and is a predicted model, not a curated record. Gene Ontology annotation, molecular function: protein dimerization activity. Bases 1 to 645 code for a protein of 214 amino acids. The transcript is spliced from 2 exons.